Aureobasidium musti is the source of this 4311-nucleotide messenger RNA. Lineage: Eukaryota; Fungi; Ascomycota; Dothideomycetes; Dothideales; Saccotheciaceae. The record is from the annotation of a GenBank genome assembly.
AUGGCUACCAACAGCCAGAUAGCUUGGGCGCCAUCACUAAAUCACGGCUAUGGCGACGAUCUCAUGCGUCGCAUCUCUCGUACAGUCUCCGGACGCUCCGGCUUCUCCGACUAUGAGGAGCCCAAGGAUGACGAACACAUCAGCAAAGCCGAGGACUGGUCAUUGAUGCCCGAAGUCAAAAGAUAUGCCGACAAUGAUCCCGCUACUGGACGCAAACUCGGAGUCACCUGGAAUAACCUCACAGUCAAGGGUGUUGGUGCUGACGCAGCUUACAACGAGAACUUCCUCAGUCAGUUCAACGUACCACAACACAUCAAGGAGGGACGCCAUCCCGCGCCUCUUAGGACUAUUAUCGAUAACAGCUCUGGUUGUGUGAAGCCUGGGGAGAUGUUGCUUGUGCUUGGCCGCCCCGGUGCUGGUUGUACGACACUUCUGAAGAUGCUCUCGAACAGGAGAGCAGGAUACGCAGAGAUUGAGGGUGACAUCAAGUUUGGGACCAUGGAUCCCAAAGAAGCUCAAAAAUACAGAGGUCAAAUUGCCAUGAACACCGAAGACGAACUAUUUUUCCCUACCCUCACAGUCGGUCGCACUAUGGACUUCGCCACUCGUCUCAAGGUGCCCAACAACUUACCCGAAGGUACUGAAAGCAGAGAGCAAUUUCGCACCGAGUACAAGGAUUUUCUUCUCAGAUCCAUGGGAAUUGGUCACACCGCUGAUACGAAAGUGGGCAACGAGUACGUUCGUGGUGUAAGUGGUGGUGAGCGCAAGAGAGUUUCUAUUAUCGAAACUCUUGCGACAAUGGCCAGUGUUUAUUGCUGGGAUAAUUCAACUCGUGGUCUGGACGCCUCAACCGCUUUGGAGUACACUCGUGCUCUGCGUGCUUUGACAGACAAGCUUGGCUUGGCCACUAUUGUAACCCUCUACCAGGCAGGAAAUGGUAUCUACGAUCUAUUCGACAAGGUCUUGGUCCUCGACGAAGGCAAACAAAUCUACUACGGUCCUCGCGCUCAAGCUCGUCCUUUCAUGGAGAAGCUCGGCUUCAUUUGCGACGACGCUGCAAACGUCGCCGAUUUCCUGACUGGUGUCACUGUUCCUACAGAGCGUAAAAUCAAGAGCGGGUUCGAAGCUCAAUUUCCCAGGAACGCAGUGGCCAUUCGCGAGCGCUAUGAGGUGUCAUCGAUCAAGACCAAGAUGGACAAGCAGCUCGACUUCCCAGAGAGUUCACACGCUAAGGAAUGGACUGCUGAUUUCCAGAAAGCAACUCACGAGGACAAGGCCAAGGGUAUUCCUAAGAACAGUCCAAACACUGUUGGUUUCCAGUCGCAGGUCAAGGCUUGCAUCAUCAGACAGUACGAGAUCUUGUGGGGUGACAAGGCAACUUUCUUCAUCAAGCAGGGUUCUACUCUGGUUCAGGCUCUGAUUUCUGGUUCUCUCUUCUACAACGCCCCUAACAACUCUUCUGGUCUCUUCAUCAAGGGUGGUGCUUUGUUCUUGUCUCUGCUUUUCAAUGCGCUCCUGGCAAUGUCUGAAGUCACUGACUCCUUCUCCGGCCGUCCUAUCUUGGCCAAGCACAAAUCCUUCGCAUUCUAUAACCCCGCCGCUUUCUGUAUCGCUCAAAUCGCUUGCGAUCUACCAGUACUCGUCUUCCAGAUCAGUGUCUUCUCCGUUGUCUUGUACUUCAUGGUUGGCUUGAAGCUGACUGCUGCCGCCUUCUUCACCUACUGGUUCGUGAUUUAUCUAUCGACUUUGGUCAUGACUGCAUUUUUCAGAGCCAUCGGUGCCGCAUUNCCCACAUUCGAUGCUGCAUCCAAGGUUUCUGGUUUCAUGAUCAGUGCGCUCAUCACAUACAUUGGUUAUCAAAUCCCCAAGCCUGAGAUGCACCCUUGGUUUGUUUGGAUUUACUGGAUCAAUCCUAUGGCCUAUGGUUUUGAAUCUCUUCUUGGUAACGAGUUCAAAGGACAAGUCAUCCCUUGUGUUAACAACAACCUUGUGCCUAAUGGUCCGGGCUAUGGCAAUGCUGCAUACCAAGCUUGUGCUGGUGUCCGUGGUGCUCUUCCAGGUGCUACUGAAGUCACUGGUGAGCAGUACCUUGACAGUCUCUCCUACAGCUCUUCGCACAUCUGGCGCAAUGUCGGCAUCCUGUUCGCUUGGUGGUUCUUGUACGUCGCGAUGACCAUCUUCUUCACUCUCCGCUGGGACGAAAACGGUAACUCUAAUGGAUUCCUCUUGAUCCCCCGCGAGAAGGCUCAUCUGGCCAAGGGUCUCAUGAACAAGACCUCUACCGACGAGGAGAACCCUGCCGAAAAAUCUCAGACCUCAAUCUCAAGCGCCGACACCCAGGUCCCUUCCGGCGAUAACGAGAAGCCUAAGUCCGAGUCCGAAAACAAUGAUCAGCUUGUCCGUAACACCAGUAUCUUCACAUGGAGAAACCUGACCUACACUGUCAAGACACCGUCCGGAGACAGGGUUCUUCUUGACAACAUUCAUGGUUACGUGAAGCCUGGUAUGCUUGGUGCUCUUAUGGGUAGUUCCGGUGCCGGUAAGACCACCCUUCUCGAUGUUCUAGCCCAGCGUAAGACAGAUGGUACAAUCAAGGGUGAGGUCCUCGUUGAUGGCCGUCCUCUUUCGGUGUCGUUCCAACGUUCUGCUGGCUACUGCGAGCAACUCGACGUUCACGAACCUUUGACUACUGUCAGAGAGGCACUCGAAUUUUCAGCUCUCCUUCGUCAGAGCCGUGAUACACCUGAUUCAGAGAAGAUUGCCUACGUUGACACGAUUAUUGACCUUCUGGAGCUUCACGAUCUCGAACAUACCCUUAUCGGCAAGCCCGGUGCCGGCCUGUCAAUCGAACAAAGAAAACGUGUCACUAUAGGUGUCGAGCUGGUCUCCAAACCAUCCAUCUUGAUUUUCCUCGACGAACCAACAUCAGGACUCGACGGACAAGCUGCUUUCAAUACUGUUCGAUUCUUGCGUAAGUUGGCCGAUGUGGGUCAAGCUGUACUUGUUACUAUCCACCAGCCGUCCGCCCAGCUGUUCGCUGAGUUCGACACCCUGCUUCUUCUCACUCGUGGAGGCAAAACUGUCUACUUCGGUGACAUUGGCAAAGAGGCAAAUACCAUCAAGGAAUACUUUGGCCGCUACGAUGCUCCUUGCCCAUCAAGCAGCAACCCCGCUGAGCACAUGAUUGACGUCUGCUCCGGCUCUCUAUCUCAAGGCAAGGAUUGGCAUCAGAUCUGGCUGGACUCUCCUGAGAACAAGAAGAUGCACGAAGACCUUGAUGCCUUGAUUCAAGACGCUGCGGAUAAACCCCCGGGUACUACGGACGACGGUCAUGAAUUCGCCACCUCCCUUUGGACUCAAACGAAACUGGUCACCCACCGUAUGAACGUUUCGAUCUACCGCAACACCGAAUACAUCAUGAACAAGAUCAUGCUCCAUAUUGGUACUGCUUUGUUCAUGGGCUUCACGUUCUGGAUGAUCGGCAACGGUGUCUACGAUUUGCAGCUGAAUCUCUUCGCGAUCUUCAACUAUAUCUUCGUCGCUCCUGGUGUCAUUGCUCAGCUUCAGCCUUUGUUCAUCGAGCGUCGUGACGUUUACGAGACUCGUGAGAAGAAGAGUAAGAUGUACGACUGGAAGGCCUUCACCACAGGUCUCAUUGUCUCUGAGAUCCCUUACCUUGUCCUCUGCGCUACGUUCUACUUUGUCUGCUUCUACUUUACCGUUGGAUUUCCUGCAAAAGCUUCGUCUGCCGGCUCGGUCUACUUCGUCAUGCUGGUCUACCAGUUCAUCUACACCGGUAUUGGUCAGUUCGUUGCCGCAUACGCACCCAAUGCUGUUUUCGCAUCACUUGUCAAUCCUCUCAUCAUCGGUACCCUUGUCUCCUUCUGCGGUGUCCUGGUGCCCUACGCUCAGAUUCAACCGUUCUGGCGUUACUGGCUCUACUACCUCAAUCCCUUUAACUACCUCAUGGGCUCUCUCCUUGUCUUCACCACUUUCGACGAAGUUGUUCAUUGCAAGCAAUCUGAGUUUGCAAUCUUCAACCCUCCUCCAGGCCAGACUUGCGCAUCAUACCUUGCCAACUACCUGCAAGGCAUGGGUCACGCUUCCAACCUUAUCAACCCUGGAGCUACUUCCGACUGCCACGUCUGUCAAUACACUCGUGGUAGCGACUACCUUGCUACCCUUAACCUCAAGGACUACUACUACGGCUGGAGAGAUGCUGCCAUCUGUGUUAUUUUCGCUCUCUCUGGUUACGCUCUUGUGUUUGGACUCAUGAAGCUCAGAACCAAGGCAUCCAAGAAGGCUGAGUAA